UGUGUGUGUGUGUGUGUAUAUAAAAGCUCUAGUUGAGCAACAGGUUUGGGUUUCAGGAUGAAGCCUGCUGCUCUGUUUCUGCUGCUGCUCUUCUGUUUGUCUCCAGCCGUCAGUCAGGGACAGUCGGAGGCUUCUGUUCCCCGGGAGGACGAUGUCCGGACGGCGGCUGACGUCCCACCGGAGCUCCCUGUCCUCUGGGACGAGCUGUGGGGUUUGAGGGAGCUGGUCCUAAGCCUGAAAGCGGUGGAGGUGGAGCAGCGUCAGGUCCUGCGGAGCAUGGAGAGCCGGCUGAGGGACGGGGAGGUGGAGGCUGAGCAGCAGAGACGCAGCCUGGACAGACUGGAGGAGACGGCGGUCCAGCAGAGGGAGGAGCUGAAGAUCGCUGAGGUGAAGACGGGGGCUGACAGGAAGCUGCUGAUGGAGCUGAACUCAGAUUUGAGGAGGAAGGUGGAGGAGCUGGAGGAGCAGAGCAAAGCUCGGGCGGUCGAGUUUUCAGUUGAAAUGUCGACGCUUCGGUUCAGACUGAACACCAGCGAGAGCUCAUUGGACGACCUGAGGAAGAAGAACUCAGCUCUGGCGGCGGAGCUGCCGUUCCUGCAGACGAGACUGAGGGCGAGCGAGAGCACGGUGGAGCAGCUGAGGAGGAAGAACGCAGUCCUGGCAGUCAGACUGUGUCACGCUGAGAGUCUGAUGGAGGAGCUGAUGAAGCAGACCUCAGCAUUCCCGGCCUCCAACACUUCAUCUGAUUCUGAAGCGUCUGAGCUGGAGAUUCGACUGAACGUCCGUCUGGAGGAGCUGAACACAAACACACACGCUCUGCAGAGUCGACUGAACUCACUGGAGGAAAAACUGAACACAUCUGCUGAGAGCCACCUGCCCAGCUUCAUACAAGAUCAGUUAUCAGAGAUCAGCAGCAGACUGAACUCCAGCCAACUCCACCUGGAUGAGCUGAAGAGAAACUCUGCAGGUCACACAGUUCAACUGUGGUCUGUAGAGAGACGAGUGGAGGAGCUGAAGACAGGAAACGCAGCCCAGUCAGCGGAUGUUUCAGCUCUGACCGACAGAAUUAGUGUUGGUGAACGUCGGCUGGACGAGCUGCAGACACAAACCACAGUUCAGGCUGAUACAGUGAAGCAGCUGCAGGUCAGAAUGAACUCUGUUGCGAGUCAAACACACGGGACAGAUCAAAGCUUCAAACUGAUGAAGCUGCAGAGAAAACUGAACACGACUGAGAGUCUGCUGGACAGAAUGAACGCAGAGUUGGAGGUCAGACUGAGUGUCAGUGAGGAGCAGCUGGAAGAUCUGAAGAUAGCAAACACAGUUCAGUCAGUUCAACUUUCCUUGAUGGAGUCCAGACUGGCAGACAGCCACAACAACACUACAGCUCUGGAGGUCAGACUGAGAUCCACUGAGACACAGCUGGAGCAGCUGGAGAAUCACACUGCAGCUCUGAAGGUCAGACUGAGUGUCAGUGAGGAGCAGCUGGAAGAUCUGAAGACAGAAAACACAGUUCAGUCAGUUCACCUUUCCUUGAUGGAGUCCGGACUGGCAGACAGCCACAACAACACUACAGCUCUGGAGGUCAGACUGAGAUCCACUGAGACACAGCUGGAGAAUCACACUGCAGCUCUGAAGGUCAGACUGAGUGUCAGUGAGGAGCAGCUGGAAGAUCUGAAGAUAGCAAACACAGUUCAACUUUCCUUGAUGGAGUCCAGACUGGCAGACAGCCACAGCAACACUACAGCUCUGGAGGUCAGACUGAGAUCCACUGAGACACAGCUGGAGCAGCUGGAGAAUCACACUGCAGUCUAUGAAGCCGAGCUGUCAGCUGUCACUCUGAGACUGAACAUCACUGAGGAGCAGGUGGACGAGCUGAGGACACAAAACACAGACAGGCUGACGGCAGCUGAGAGGGAGACUGAAGUGCUGCAGGUCCGGCUGAGAGUCGGUGAGGCCACAGUCAGCCAGCUGAAGACGGAGAACGAAGCUCAGUCUGCUCUGCUGACAGAAAUCACCUCCAGACUAGAAGCUGCUGAGAACCAGAACUCAGUUCUGUCAGAUGCAGUGACGGCCAUCCAGAACCAGAGUGAUGCUCACAGCGGUGAUCUGUCGGCUCUGAGAACUGAAACUAAAGUUUUAGAGAAACAACUGAGUGACGCUGACAGUCUGAUGAUGAAGUUACAGACUGAAAGUUCAGUUCAGUCUGUCCAACUUUCCUUGAUGGAGUCCAGACUGACAGACAGCCACAACAGCACUACAGCUCUGGAGGUCAGACUGAGAUCCACUGAGACACAGCUGGAGCAGCUGGAGAAUCACACUGCAGCUCUGAAGGUCAGACUGAGUGUCAGUGAGGAGCAGCUGGAAGAUCUGAAGAUAGCAAACACAGAGUUGGAGGUCAGACUGAGUGUCGGUGAGAAACAGCUGGAAGAUCUGAAGAUAGAAAACUCAGUUUUAAACUUCAGACUGAAUGAAACUGAUGAUCGUCUGCAGCAGCUCACAAACACCAACUCAGAUGAGCUGAAGGUGGCGUUCUCAGCCGGUCUGACUGAUUCAGGAUCAGUUGGACCGUUCGAUGAGGAGACGACGCUGAUCUUCUCCAAAACCAUCACCAACAUCGGCCAAGCCUACAACCAGACUGCAGGUGUGUUCACAGCUCCUGUCAGAGGACUUUACUUCUUCAGCUUCACGGCUGCAGAUUACCUGAAAGGUUACAUGGGUCUCUACCUGUACAGGAACAACCAGCCAAUCAUCUUCAACCUGGACCUGAACGACCACGGCGGCUAUGCCUCCACGUCCAACGGCGUGGCUCUGCAGCUGGAGGAGGGCGACGGGGUCCGCCUCGGUCUGCCGGCCAGCUACCGGCUCUACGACGACUCCCGAAACUUCAGCGUCUUCUCCGGCUUCCUGCUGUUCCCCCUCUGACAGGACAGUCCCAGGGUCAUCCUCGCAGCAAUAAACAGACUGGAACUGAAGAGUGGACUUUUGUUUUGGUAGGGUGAGUGACUUCCUGUGGUUACAACCAGGAUGGACCAACUUCUGAAGACAAUGAUGAUGUUUUUCAGUUCAUGUUUACGUCUCUGAAGCUAAUAAACAUUAAUAACAAAUUACUAACCGCCAUCAGAGAAACAGGAAGCAGCUGCAGGAGAGCGCAGGAAACCAGUUCAGCUCUCACAUUCAAAAAGAGUCCCGAUGCACAAACACAGACGAUGGUUUGGUUCAGAGUUUAUUCUUGACUUGAAGAAACAAUCUCGUCUCAAGGUCCAUUUAGUAGCUGUUCUGGAGCUUUUGAUUGGCUAUUACUUGAUGUGGUCAUCAUUAUUUAACUGCAACACCAAUGCAGGCGGUUUAAAUCCAUCACAUGCUACGGGUGCGCUGGAUUCUGAGGCCAAUGCGCCUCGGCUCCGCCCAGCAGGGACGCGAGGAGACGAACAGCAUCUCAGGGUUCAGACGUCCUGUUCAGGGUGAUAUUAUAGAGCUAAUAAUUAGAACUGCAACUGUGUUUUCUCUUUUUAAAAUGAAGUGUUUUAUGAUUAAUGCAUGAUUUGGAUAUUUUUUUUAAAUUAAUAAAACAUGAAUAACAUUAGAGCUGCUGGUUCU
Molecule: messenger RNA, 3597 nt
Organism: Siniperca chuatsi (mandarin fish)
Lineage: Eukaryota; Metazoa; Chordata; Actinopteri; Centrarchiformes; Sinipercidae
Product: myosin-2 heavy chain-like
Exons: 34
Coding region: 58-2922 (954 amino acids)
Molecular function (GO): protein binding
Source: RefSeq, a predicted model, not a curated record